AUGGUCCUCAGUGUGUCUCUGUGUCCUCCACGACCCCAUGCACUACUCCUGGUCAUUGAUGUGAGUAUGCCAUUCACAGAGACAGACAGAAUAGCAGUGCAGGAACACAUGGAGCUGCUGGGUGAGAGAGUCUGGAGUCACACUAUAGUGCUGUUCACAUAUGGGGACUGGCUGGGAGACACAAGUAUUGAGCAGCACAUUAAGAGUGGAGGAGAGGCUCUGCAGUGGGUUGUAGAGAAAUGUGGGAACAGGUACCAUGUUGUAGACAAUACGAAGAGAGAUGGUGGCCAGGUGACAGAGCUGCUGGAGAAGAUAGAGGAAAUGGUGGCAGGUAACACUGGUCAUCACUUUAACUUUGAUGCAACGAUUUUAAAAGACCUGAAGAAGAAGAAGAAGGAAGAAGAGAUAAGAGCAAAAGAGAGGAAGAUGAAGGUACAGAAGCAGAGAAAGACUCUCAGAUCAUCAGCAGGUGGUGAUUUACACAUCUCAGACAUGAGGGUUGUGCUGCUGGGAAACAUAAUAGCUGGGAAGAGUUCAUCAGGAAACACCAUCCUGGGCAGAGAAGAGUUUAGCACCUCAGGAAGAACAGCUGAGUGUGAAAAGAGAGAAGGAGAAACAGCAGGGAGACGCAUCACUGUAGUGGAAGCACCUGGAUGGUAUUAUAACUGCACUGUAGAGCAAACACCUGAACGUGAUAAACGAGAGAUUGUCCUCAGUGUGUCUCUGUGUCAUCCAGGACCCCAUGCUCUACUCCUGAACGUUAGAAUGGAUUGCUCAUUCACAGGGAAACACAGAAUAGCAGUGCAGGAACACAUCGAGCUGCUGGGUGAGAGAGUCUGGAGUCACACUAUAGUGCUGUUCACAUGUGGGGAAUGGCUGGGAGACACAAGUAUUGAGCAGCACAUUGAAAGUGGAGGAGAGGCUCUGCAGUGGGUUGUAGAGAAAUGUGGGAACAGGUACCAUGUUGUAGACAAUACGAAGAGAGAUGGUGGCCAGGUGACAGAGCUGCUGGUGAAGAUAGAGGAGAUGGUGGCAGGAAACAGGGGCUGCCCUUUCCAGUUGAAGAGUAUGGAGUUACCUCUCUGCCUGAGAGAGCACACACCUGAUGACCGCUCUAGGAGCAGAUCUGGUAACGGGUCUGAUCUCAUAAGGCGCUUCAAGCAACAUUCUGUGGCUGCCUCCACUCAGAGUUCUGGCUACAGCACAGGGAACUCAAUAGAGAAGAGUGGAUCUGGAGAGAUGGAAACUGUGAACCAAAGAAUCAGAGCACGUGUAGGUGAUGACCUUCCUCAACAGAAUUUAAACUUGAGACCAGAACAUGGAAAAGGACAUGCAACUAAGGAGAAAGUCCCAGAGAGCCGGAAAAAAAUGUGUUUUGUGGAUGCCUCUACAAUAACUGUGAACUACAAUAAUUUAAUUGGAAGAGGAGCAUAUGGAGCAGUUUACACAGGCUCAUACCAGGGAACUCCUGCUGCUGUAAAGGUCUUGCCCAUUGGAGAUAGUUCAGUCAUUACAAAUGAGUUUCUCAUACCUUUGUAUCUGUCUCACCCCCAUAUUGUGCGGAUGAUGGCUGUAACCAAAAGUGAGACACAGAUUCUCAUUGUUAAUGAGCACAUCCAUGGUGCCAACUUACAGCAAGUUAUUUACCAAGACACUCCCAUCAAGUUACAGCAUGAGGAUAAGCUGUUUGUGGCUUUAGAGAUUGCUAUGGCAGUUGAGUACAUACAUGGAAAACAAAUCAUCCACCAAGAUCUGAAGCCAGCAAAUAUAAUGAUUGCAGCAGAUAACAGAAAGGCCUAUCUCACUGACUGGGGCUUGGCAAACUGCAAGGGAACCAUCUUAAUGACAACAGGACUUCACACAGGUCCAGUGGGAGGAACCCAUCCCUACAUGGCCCCAGAGUGCCUAGUAGAGUGUGAGAAAUGCAGCACAAUGUCAGACAUGUGGUCUCUUGGCAUCACCCUUCUGGAGAUGUUCACAAACUCUAAACCUUGGUCAAGCAAUGACCUGCAAGAAAUACGUAAGCUUCUUUAUGAUCGCCAGAGUCCUCAUGCUCUGGCUAAACUACAGCCUGCUCUUAAGGACAUUUUGAAACCAUUGAUUGAAUAUAAACCCCAGUCGCGCAUGAAUGUCAAAGAUCUGGUGAUACGGUUGAAAUCAAAAGUGGAUCUCACCAAAAGAUAUGGGUUCAAAUGGUAAAGACAAGUGAAGGAUCAAGCAAUCUUUUGCAGGUGUUGUAUAUAAGGUGUAGUCUAGCUAAACUAAGACCUCUAGGCCUAAUUCAUUUUCACCAAGCUUAUUACUUUGUGUAUGGCUGACCUCAUUGCAGUCAUUUUGACUGUACGUUAUAAAUAGGAAAUGUAAUCAUAUUUUUGUAAUUUUUGUCAACAUUACUUUCCUCCAGAUGUUGAUCAAAUGUAUGCUGUGCUGUGAGUGUUUCUCAGUUUCUCAAAUUUCUCAGUUCAGUAAAAUAAAACCAUAUGCAGUAUGGAGUUCAAUGAGCACAAUGAAAUGCUAGACAAUCAUUAUUGAAGGCUGUGUACCCAUGACAUGCGUAACCUAUGGCAUUUUCCAAUGCAUGGCAGCACCCAGACAUGGGAAAAACUUAAGUGUUAGUGUUUCACUGGUUUAGUCACAGCUUUCCUGGAGAAUACAUGUUUACAGUGUAAGAACGGAAAGGGUUUGAUCUGUAAACUGCCAUCCUUUCACUUUUGGCUCCAAGUAAGAAUUUUGUCCUGUGCCUACUUCCUUGAUUA
Alosa sapidissima (American shad) is the source of this 2756-nucleotide messenger RNA. Its product is annotated as GTPase IMAP family member 8-like. The record is from RefSeq and is a predicted model, not a curated record. NCBI's taxonomy places the organism in Eukaryota, Metazoa, Chordata, Actinopteri, Clupeiformes, Clupeidae. Gene Ontology annotation, molecular function: protein kinase activity; GTP binding; ATP binding. The coding region runs from base 1 to 2199 and encodes 732 amino acids. The transcript is spliced from 7 exons. Gene Ontology annotation, biological process: protein phosphorylation.